This is a messenger RNA of Coffea arabica (coffee), 1354 nucleotides long. The record is from RefSeq and is a predicted model, not a curated record. NCBI's taxonomy places the organism in Eukaryota, Viridiplantae, Streptophyta, Magnoliopsida, Gentianales, Rubiaceae.
AAAAGAGGAGAAGUGGCAGUGAGGUCAGGAGUAGGUGAUGAUGAUCAGGGUAACUUUGGAUCAAAUGAUUCUUUUCUCCCUGGUCUACAUGAUGAUGUUGCAUUGACAUGUCUUGCUUGGGCAUGCAGAUCAGAUUAUUCCUCAUUGUCUUGCCUAAAUGCGAGGUUUAAUAAGCUAAUUAAAAGUGGAGACCUAUAUGAGCUGCGGAGGCAGUUGGGCGUUGUGGAGCAUUGGGUGUAUUUGGUAUGUGAUCCAAGGGGAUGGGAGGCAUUCGAUCCCUUUAAAAACAGAUGGAUGAGGUUGCCUAAAAUUCCCUGUGAUGACUGUUUUAAUUAUGCCGAUAAGGAGUCAUUAGCUGUGGGGAGUGAAUUGCUGGUUUUCGGUCAUGAGUUGUUUGAAUUUGCUAUGAAGUAUAGUUUGGUUCAUCGUGACUGGGUGAAGUGUGAAGGGAUGAACCAUCCUCGGUGUUUAUUUGGAUCUAGUAGUCUUGGUUCGAUCGCUAUUGUUGCAGGGGGGAGCGAUAAGAACGGUAACAUACUGAAAUCUGCAGAGCUUUAUAAUUCUGCCACCGGCAGGUGGGAGAUGUUGCCAAACAUGCACUGUCCGCGACGGCUUUGCUCUGGUUUUUUCAUGGAUGGAAAAUUCUACGUGAUUGGUGUGAGUAGUCCAACUGACUCCUUGACUUGUGGGGAGGAGUUUGAUCUUAAGACUAGGAAGUGGAAGGAAAUAGAAGGCAUGUAUCCAACUGUUAAUAGAGCUGCCCAGGCACCACCUCUUGUUGCAGUUGUUAACAACCAGCUUUAUGCGGUUGAGUAUCUAACCAAUAUGGUAAAGAAAUAUGACAAGGAAAAGAACUCUUAUGUGUUAGGAAGACUCCCAGUCAGGGCUGAUUCUUCAAACGGUUGGGGUCUAGCUUUCAAGGCCUGUGGGAAAGAACUUCUUGGUGGUGGUCAAAGGGGCCCAGAAGGUGAAGCAAUUGUGCUGAAUUCUUGGAGUCCAACAUCGGCCAAGAACGGCACUUUGGAUUGGAAGGUCCUUGGUGUGAAGGAGCAUGCUGGGGUCUUUGUUUACAACUGUGCUGUCAUGGGUUGUUGAGAGAAUUUUCUCCAUUGAUUACUCAAAACCUAUGGAUCUCUGAUAUGUGGCCUUGGUUUAGGUUGUUUCUUCAGACAUUUUUUGAUUGACCAAAAAUUUGUUAUCAUCUGGAUCUCCGUACCUCAUAUCUCGAGAGGGGGACUGGUUUUACAAUUUUGUAAACAUUCCUGUAACUAAAUGUGCCUCCUGGUGCUCAUAAUUCUGUGGCCUUCUAUUUUCAAGGGUUUUAUCUAAGAUCCCGUCUUUCAUCUUUUCCUUA